Rattus rattus (black rat) is the source of this 1220-nucleotide messenger RNA. RefSeq names its product bone morphogenetic protein 7-like. The coding region runs from base 295 to 762 and encodes 155 amino acids. Gene Ontology annotation, molecular function: growth factor activity; cytokine activity. The record is from RefSeq and is a predicted model, not a curated record. Gene Ontology annotation, cellular component: extracellular region. Lineage: Eukaryota; Metazoa; Chordata; Mammalia; Rodentia; Muridae. The transcript is spliced from 6 exons. Gene Ontology annotation, biological process: SMAD protein signal transduction.
UGUCUUGCAGGGACUUCAAGGUCCUCCUGGGCCCUCAAGACCCUGGGUACUGCGCCCUCUGGCAGGAAUCAAAUAAGGGAGUCCGACCUCUUCUUGCUGGACAGCCGUACCAUCUGGGCUUCUGAGGAGGGCUGGUUGGUAUUUGACAUCACAGCCACCAGCAACCACUGGGUGGUCAACCCUCGGCACAACCUGGGCUUACAGCUCUCCGUGGAGACCCUGGAUGGACAGAGCAUCAACCCCAAGUUGGCAGGCCUGAUUGGACGGCAUGGACCCCAGAACAAGCAACCCUUCAUGGUGGCCUUCUUCAAGGCCACAGAGGUCCAUCUCCGUAGCAUCCGGUCCACGGGGGGCAAACAACGCAGCCAGAACCGCUCCAAGACUCCAAAGAACCAAGAGGCCCUGAGGAUGGCCAGUGUGGCAGAAAACAGCAGCAGUGACCAGAGGCAGGCCUGCAAGAAACACGAGCUGUAUGUUAGCUUCCGAGACCUUGGCUGGCAGGACUGGAUCAUCGCACCUGAAGGCUAUGCUGCCUACUACUGUGAGGGAGAGUGUGCCUUCCCUCUGAACUCCUACAUGAACGCCACCAACCAUGCUAUCGUCCAGACACUGGUUCACUUCAUCAACCCAGACACCGUACCCAAGCCCUGCUGUGCCCCCACCCAGCUCAACGCUAUAUCUGUCCUCUACUUCGACGACAGCUCCAACGUCAUCCUGAAGAAGUACAGAAACAUGGUGGUCCGGGCCUGUGGCUGCCACUAGGUCUUCCUGAGACCCUGACCUUUUGGGACCGCAUUUUUUCCAGAUCCGCAAUGUCUCACCACCUAAGUCUCUCACUGCCCACCUUGGCGAGGAGCCAACAGACCAAGCACCUCUCCUGAGCCUUCCCCUCACCUCCCCAACCGAAGCGUGCAAGGCAUUAGAAACCUGAGCACACCGUGGUUGAUAAGCAGCACACUUUCAUUCCGGCACAUUCCGGUUGAGAUCCUACACACUGCCUCUGGAAACGACUAGCAGGAAAAAUGUCUUCCAAGAAAGAGUCUGUUGGCCACGAUGGUCCCUGGCGCUUGGAAUCUUUGAGGGGUAAUUACAAGCACCUCCUUCGGCUGCAGCAGGAGGAAGGGCAUAACCAGGGUGGGCGCUUACGUCUGUGCUGAAGGAAAACCAAGCAGAAGUCCCUGUAAUAAAAUGUCACAAUAAAACCAAACCAUGACUGAAAA